Acanthamoeba castellanii str. Neff is the source of this 1137-nucleotide messenger RNA. Its product is annotated as protein tolA, putative. The record is from RefSeq and is a predicted model, not a curated record. Gene Ontology annotation, cellular component: cortical cytoskeleton. The transcript has 3 exons. Gene Ontology annotation, biological process: parallel actin filament bundle assembly; actin crosslink formation. Gene Ontology annotation, molecular function: actin filament binding. The coding region runs from base 1 to 1137 and encodes 378 amino acids. Lineage: Eukaryota; Discosea; Longamoebia; Acanthamoebidae.
AUGGCCGUGAACAAGCUGGAAGGAGCCAACGACCUGGAGAAGCUCGCUCACCUCUGCUCGCUCACCUACAAGCAGCAGGCCGUGUGGUUCCUCAACGCCUUCUGGGACACCUACCAGGCCGAGGCCGCGAAGCUGUGGAAGCACGUCCAGCUCUGCGCCGACCUCGACGCCCAGCGCCACGCCGAGGGCACGGCCCUCGACGAGCUCAACGCACAUCGGUUCCUCGAACAGAUCGGCGAGACCCUCACGGUGGUGGCCCUGCGCGAGCGGCUGAGGAAGACCGGCGCCAUCGGCCAGACCGAGCGGCCCAAGGCCGUGCCCCUCACCCACUACAUCCUCUGGCGCUACGAAGUCGACUGGCACGUCCUCGUCAACACCUCUGGCGACAACAGCGAGGAGAUUGAGAAGGCGCAGAAGCUGCUGGAUGAGGUGUCGGCUGCGUUUGCCGAGGCCGAGCGUCAGGCCAACCUCGCUCGCCAGGCCGAGGCCCACGCCAAGGCCCAGGAGGCCGAGGCCAAGGCCCGCGCGGACCAGGCCAAGGCGCGAGAGCAGGAGGCCCUCGCCAGGGAGGCCGACGCCCGCGAGCAGGAGGCGCCCUUCAAGGCGGCGCAGGAGGAGGUGGACGCGGCGCUGGCCGACGUCAACGCGCAGGAGUCGGCGCGCGACAGCCGCACGGCCGAGCUGCAGCGCAAGAGCACGGAGGGCGGCAUCGUGCAGCAGAACAAGGCCAAGGCCGAGCUGGCGCAGCACCUGGCCGAAGACCCGCUGCCGCUGCGCAAGGCCAAGAUCACGCUCGAGGCCGCGCUCAAGCGCGCCGAGAAGGCACGCGCCCCCUUCGAGGCCGCCACCAAGAUCGCCGAGGCCGCCCGCCAGGAGGCCGAGGCGGCGCGUCAGGUGGCCGAGGCGGCCCGACGAGAGGCCGAGUCGGCGCGGCGCCAGGCCGAGGCCCAGCGCCAGGCGGCCGAGGAGUCGCUCGACGCCGCGGGGCAGAAGGUGGAGGAGGCCGAGGCCUACUUGGCUGAGGUCAAGGCCAAGCCGGGCUCGUGCCACGGCGCCAUCUGGUGGAUGGAGAAGGAGCUGGAGGAGCAGAAGAAGUACCUGCCCUCGUCCAAGGGCGGCGUCGCCAAGCGCGGCUAA